This is a messenger RNA of Arachis ipaensis, 759 nucleotides long. Its product is annotated as cyclin-dependent kinase F-4-like. Lineage: Eukaryota; Viridiplantae; Streptophyta; Magnoliopsida; Fabales; Fabaceae. The record is from RefSeq and is a predicted model, not a curated record. Gene Ontology annotation, biological process: protein phosphorylation. Gene Ontology annotation, molecular function: ATP binding; protein kinase activity.
GAAUGCAACCUGUACCAACUUAUGAAAGACAGGGAGAAGAUGUUUUCUGAGGGUGAAGUUAGGAAUUGGUGUUUUCAAGUUUUCCAAGGUCUUGCUUAUAUGCACCAGUGGGAUACUUCCACCGUUAUCUGAAGCCUGCAAAUGGAGAUUUAUACUAUGGUCUAUUCUGAUUUUGGCCUAGCACGUGAGAUCAGUUCACAACCACCCUACACUGAGUAUGUCUCCACACGGUGGUAUCGUGCUCCUGAAAUGCUACUUCAAUCUUAUCUGUAUAGCUCCAAAGUUGACAUGUGGGCAAUGGGUGCUAUAAUGGCUAAACUGUUCUCUCUUCGUCCUCUUUUCCCUGGUGCCAGGUCAUCAAAGGCACCUGAUGUAUCAAAGCUAGUUUUCGAAAGCAAAUUGCCUAUUCUAAGUGAUGAAAAACUAUCAUUGAAGGUAUUGCUUUCCGAGGCAAAAAAACGAGAGCGGGCCUUUACGAAUAGAGGACGCCGGAAUCAGUUGCGCUCAAUGGGAGAAGCCAAGAAUUUGCUUCAAUAUAUGUUCAAUUCAGUCGCAGAUGUUAGGUGCUCUAUUUGACAUCAAUUUGUUUUUUUCUCUUCUAUCAGAAGAUUAAUAACUUUUAUUAGAAGAUACUUAUGUAGAAUACAAUAUUUUGGUUUUUUAUAGUUUAUUAGUAGUAAAUUCUAAGUGGUCUAAUGUAUAUUUUGAUAUGGGUAUAUUUAAUUUAGUGUGAGAUGUAUGAAUACUCAUUUAUGAUCA